UCGUUCACACAACAGUCACGAAGCAGAAACUGAAACAUCAGACGCAUGGAGACUACGUGAACCUCGCAUGACCUGAUCGUCGCGAGGUGUGGGUUCAUAUAAAACAACCCCUUGUAGAAAGUCUGCAGUGAGUUAAAGGAGGAGCUUCAAUGACUCCACAUUGGUCUCUGUCGAUACCUCUGGUCAUGCCAUCCCCUCGACAGCUCACGGGGAAAUCAGAUGAAAUCCACGGUAUGGUAUUUAUUUCCAGCUAAGCCGUCCCCCUUAGUGGAUAUCACCCACUCAUCAUACCUCACACCACUUUAAAAUAUCAAUGACUGUUCUGAGAAAUCCGAAGAGAGUAUAUUUGUUUCUUGCCGAAGUUUCUUGAGUUUGCGGUUAACCAGCGGAUGUCCCGUGUGAUAUAACAGCGUGUCAUCAUCAUCAGAUCUCUCGGGAAAGUCAAUGGAACUAGACCGGGAAUCGUCGGGAGUGAGAGGAACUUCCAACCUGGGAUAACUAGCGAGUAGUGAGGACCAGAACCUGAUAUCAAGUUUAUGUGUGAUCUAAGACCUUCAAGUAUUAACCUCAUUGAGUUUAACUUUUCUUCGACACCUGUAUUUGCUGCACCUGUUUUAUAAUUGAAGGGGAACUUCUCUACAUAUACUCUCAGGCAGGUGUUUUUGAUUAAGUAAGGAGUAGUGGAAUUUGUGGUGCAUCAUGUCAUCUCACCGGUCCACCCUACCAUCUUUGGUAGUCAGUCUAACUUUACUGACUCUAUUCUGGAGCGUUGCUACGGAUUCACAACAGCAUGGAGACGAAAUCAACUUUGUCUACCACAAUCAUAAUCAAAUGGUUGUUCACCUGCACAGCAUAGCCUGGAAAUGCCGAAACAUCAUGAGAUUGUAUGACAUCGGCAAGAGCGUUCGAGAUCGUACGCUGUACGUGCUUGAGAUAUCUGAUAACCCAGGGGUACACGAAGUAGGUGAGCCAGAAUUCAAAUAUGUAGCCAACAUGCAUGGCAACGAGGUCACAGGUCGUCAGCUCCUACUCUACCUUGCACAAUACCUCUGCGAUGAGUACAAAAAGAAGAACAAACGAAUCCAACGGUUAAUUAACGAGACCCGGAUUCACCUGUUACCAACCUUGAACCCAGAUGGAUUCGAACUCGCCUAUCAAAGAUACCUUCUUCAGGGACGUGUACCAUCUGGAUACGGUCGUGGCAACGCCAACAAUGUGGAUCUAAACCGCGAUUUCCCAGACCUGAGCGGAAUCAUGUACGAGCAUGAGCAAACAGGCGGACCAAACAAUCACCUCCUACGGGCAGUACAGGAGAGUAGAGAGAAUCGCCAGCCAGAGACCCAAGCCGCCAUGAAAUGGAUGGCCGAGUACUCGUUCGUUCUAUCGGCCAACAUGCACGACGGAGACCUGGUGGCCAACUACCCUUACGAUAAAUCCCGUAACAAUCGUAAGAUGUAUACAGCUACUCCAGAUGACGUCUUGUUCAGAGAGCUGGCUCUCACCUACUCAUUAAACCAUAUGAGCAUGGCAACGAGGUGGCAACCAUGCAGGUUCCAGGGAGCCAAACUAUUUCGAGAUGGCGUGACCAAUGGGGCUGAUUGGUACAUUGUGUCCGGAGGAAUGCAAGAUUAUAGCUACCUCUCCAGUAACUGCUUCGAUAUCACCUUGGAGCUUGGGUGCGAGAAGUUUCCUCGAGAAUCGGAGCUGAAGAGAAAGUGGGAAUCUAAUAAAGAAUCACUCAUCGCUUAUAUGGAACUGGUACAUAUAGGAAUCAGAGGUCAAGUCACUGACAUUGAUAAGAACCCUAUACCCGAUGCAGUCAUCCGGAUUACAGGGCCAAGUAUAGCACAUGACGUCACUUCGGCACCUGACGGCGACUACUGGAGGCUUCUUAUGCCAGGAGUGUACACUGUCACCGUCCACGCCCAUGGGUACAAGUCUAAAACAAUGGUCAUCUCGGUCCGAAGACACCGUCCAUCAAGGGUCAACUUCGUUCUCAAACGGAGCACUGAUAUACCCGGAGAGUUGGAGGAAGAGGGUUACCUCAUAGGAGGAGUUCGUGCUGCUUUGAGACAGUUUGGGAUCCUUGGAGAAUGCGAGACCCUUAUGAAGAACCGAGAUUUCCUACCGCAAGGAAACAGAGAUGACAUCAGAGCUUUCCCUUGAACUACACACGUACACCUUAAAUCAUUGUAUGUCUUGACCUCAUUUAAGCAUCUUUCUUCAAAGAAGGAAGUUUAUUCUCCAUAUUUUAAGUGUUGUAAAUUUGUGACCUCAUUCUUCCAAGGAGGAACAAUAAGGUUAUUUGAGGUCAGAGGUCAGAAGGAAAUGUAUUCACCAUUUUAAUUGUGUAAAAUUUUGACCUCAUUCUUUGAAGGACCAAAGUGUUCUCUUUGGGUCAGCAUUCUCAAGUUUUGAUGUUGCAAGUUGGGACCUCUUUCUUCUAAGGAGGAACCAUAUGUUCUAUUGGGGUCAGAGAUCAAAUAGGUCAUGACCUCAGUUGAUUGUUUAGACGGCAGUCAUUGGCUGAGAGGGGAGAUUGCGAGAAAUGGACACGGAUCAAAGGUGAUCUGUCAGGUCAUUUUGUUGCGCUACUCUGAUUUAUGUGUGUAAAAUUGUUCAUGUAAAAACUGUUAAGUCACCCACUCCCUUUGUACUCUGACCUUAAUUUCAUAAAGUAAAGAGUUACCGCCUCUUGUCAAAAAAACAAUUGUAUUAGAUUUGUCUGGAAAUCACACCACUCAAAAGUAGUCUCUCUUGACAAAUUGUUCUCAAAUGAUAUCGAAACAUCCCUUUCUAACUUAACAUUUUGGUCCUACGUUUUUUAUGAGAGAAAUAAACACCAACAAAUUCUGUAAAAACAAUAAUUAUUUAUUGUAUCAAAAUUGCUUUCAUCUAUUAAUUCUAUCAACAAUAUGCAUAGAUAUGUUGGUUACUUAAAAUUGUCACAGAAAACUGUAGGCAGUUUUUCACUUAGGUUAAUUUACAAGAUGUCAUAGGAAACUAAAUAUUUCUCUUUUACAAGAACUGAAUUUUCUGUGAUUUUAUGAAACUGUUUACCUCAGUUUUUGAGUUGGUUUUGUACAAUAGACGUUUUCACAAGGUAUUCGAUACAAAUAUUUGAGUUGAUUAGUCUUUUUAAGAUGAGUCAUGUUUAAAAGAAAACUCUUUCAGUUUGAAGUAAUAAAUAUUAAAAGUUCCACUCCACCAUUUAAACAAAUUGCAGUAGUCAUCUUUAAACAAGACAAUCAGUCUGAUCUAAUACUUAAAAAUUUAUAAAAAGAAAUGCAUACAACUAUAUUAUGUCAUAUCCUAACCAUAUCUAUUAAAUAUAUUGUCAAACCA
Messenger RNA from Asterias rubens (European starfish), 3345 nucleotides. Its product is annotated as carboxypeptidase E-like. Bases 700 to 2166 code for a protein of 488 amino acids. Gene Ontology annotation, molecular function: metallocarboxypeptidase activity; zinc ion binding. The transcript is spliced from 7 exons. The record is from RefSeq and is a predicted model, not a curated record. NCBI's taxonomy places the organism in Eukaryota, Metazoa, Echinodermata, Asteroidea, Forcipulatida, Asteriidae. Gene Ontology annotation, biological process: proteolysis.